AGAGUGCAUUUUAAAAUUAUUUUUUAAUUUAAAAGAAAGAAGGUUUUGAAUUUAAUUUUUUCAGUGAGUGAUAUAUUGUAUCUAAUACGAGUCAAAUGCUCGUGGCUAAUAUUGUUUAUUUAUUAUCUUCAAUCUUGGACUCUUAUUAUUUUGUCUUUUAUGUCUUGAUCAUUCCUGCAGAUAACUCAGCAAAGUGGAGCUCCAGGGAGUCAGUGUGCUGACCUUGCCCCACAUGGAUCCCUCAAGCUCCAUUUCCUCUGAACUUGCUAUAGACGAACAAGCUAUGCAAGGAGAGAUCACCACCCGUUUGGAAAGUGAAUUAUACAAGGCUGCAUUUGAUGGCAAUGUGGAAGCAUUCGAUGUUUGCCCGGGCUCUCUUCAUUGCCUAGUGACCCCAAACCGAAACACAGUGCUCCAUGUUUAUUUGGCAUCGCAAAAUUACAAGAUUACACUCAUUGGUUUAAUUCCAUUUCCAUAUAUUUCUUUUAAAGCCCCAGCCAAAAUUUUAAGAUCCGCCAACUUUGUUGGCCAAAUUCUUAACAGGAGCCCAUCACUGCUACUGAAACCCAAUGCCAAAGGUGAAAUUCCUUUGCACAUUGCAGCGAGGUUUGGGCAUGCUAACAUAGUGGAGCUUCUUAUCAAGCGCGCAAAAGCUGAAUACAGAGACCUGGAGAACGGGAUAGAACCAGCGAAGCAGAUGCUGAGACUGACGGAUAAGGAGAAAAACACAGCUUUGCAUAAAGCAGUUCGAUAUGGCCAUUUGGAUGCGGUGCAUGCAUUGAUUCGAGAAGACCCUGAUUUCCCAUAUUCUGUUAAUAAAAGCGGAGAGAGCCCCCUUUACAUUGCAGCUAGGAGAGGAUAUAAUGGCUUGGUGACAGUGAUAUUCGAUAAAUGCGAAUCCGUUAAUCAUGAUGGCCCUUGUGGUAGAACAGCUUUGCAUGCAGCAGUUAUGGCUCCUGAUAUAAGGAGUACAAGAGAAAUCUUAAGGAAGAGAAAGAAUUUGACAAAAGCAGCAGAUGAAAAUGGACAGACUCCGCUUCACUAUGCUGCACAUUUCGGUUACCACAGAAUUGUGAAGCUAUUGUUGGAAUGUGAUGAAUCUGCAGCGUACAUAGCUGAUAAAGAGAAGAUGACACCUCUUCUUCUGAGAGCUAGGCAAGGCUAUUACGUGAUAGUGAUGGAGAUUAUCAACCAUUGUCCGGGUUGUUGCGAAAUUGUGGACAAAAAAGGCUGGAACUUUUGUCACUUCGCUGCCGUUUCUUCACUUAUCAUACAUCUAUAUGAUAUGUUCCUUCCGGCGAACAACUUAUACAGUUGUAGAAGAUUUCUGGACGAGGAAGAUAUCCAUGGAAACACACCUCUCCAGGUGUUGGCUGCUUCCCGCGAAUUAAGUACUUUCAUUGUUCACACGAUUAAAGAUGAUGUGGUAACGACUUCAAAGGAGAACCUUGAUUCCAAGAAAAAGGAACAAAUCUCACAAUUAUUAAACGAAGUCGGUACUGGAGAAGUAGCUGGUUCAGCAGUUAAUCCCCUACGCCAUAAUACGAUAGACCUGAAGGGCUUUGAUAAGGCAAGAGAGGCUCGUUCAGUGGUGGCAGCGCUUAUCGCCACCGUAACAUUCGCCGCAGCAAUUGCCUUACCCGGUGGUUACAAGAGUGAUCAAGGCACAGCAAUCCUGAGUCAUAACACUGCUUUCAAAGUAUUUGUUAUAGCAGAUGCCAUAGCCAUGGUUUUCUCUUUGUUAGCUAUCAACUUUAACUAUCUGUCCGCGACUCCCAUUAUAGUUGCAACAAGAAGACGAUACGGAGCUUUUCAAUUUAGCCUCAUGGCGAUUUUCGGCCUACUUGGUGAAGUAGCUUUGGUGGUAGCUUUUGUUGCAAGCUUAUAUGCGGUGUUAAAAUCUUCCUUGAUACUUGCUAUUAGCGCUUGCACCGUUAUCUUGGGCUUCUAUUUCUUUUAUUUUUGGUUGUAUUAUUUCGUGAUGAUGUUAGACUAUUAGACCAGUUGUUUUAUUGGCUUGAAUAUAUUUAAAUCAGCAGACAACCAUUAUAUAUACCAUAACAAAGGUUUCAUGUCAA
This is a messenger RNA of Theobroma umbraticum, 2078 nucleotides long. Its product is annotated as protein ACCELERATED CELL DEATH 6-like. Lineage: Eukaryota; Viridiplantae; Streptophyta; Magnoliopsida; Malvales; Malvaceae. Gene Ontology annotation, cellular component: plasma membrane. The record is from RefSeq and is a predicted model, not a curated record. Gene Ontology annotation, molecular function: protein binding.